AGAUCGGUCGAGCGUGCUACACUUUGAAAGGUCCUUGUCCUCUUUCAGUUUUACCAAUCACACGGUUUCAUGUAAUUCACGCGCUGCGAAAAACUAAAGUAGUUUAGAGUUCUUGAGCACCCUCAAAGAGUUUAACGAGAAUCCCCUAAGCAUUGGUACAAUCGGCAAGAAUCUUUUAUGCGUGCGCACUGUAUCUUUUCUGCAGCGUGCUCUCUUCGCGACUAGUGUUUCAACACGAUUUCUUGUCACUUUAGUCCCAUCGCGUUCGCCGGUCCGAUAGUACGUGGUAUGAGGGCAGGAUUCCGGGUCUGGCGUGUAAAGUGUUAAAUCGAUUGAACGAUUGGUUUAUUACGAAGAUACCUUCAGUGAUCGUUCGAAAAUUACAAUGUUACUCAUAAUUGCGGUGGCAUCUUAAUAUUCUUGCGGUUAGUGGAAGUAUAUAUGUACCUGUGAAACUAUACAUUCAAGUGUUCGUGUAUUGUGUGCAAAAUAUUAAGAAAAUUAUCUAAAUAUUUGAGUUAGAUAUUUUCGCACUUGUAUCAGAUUCGUGCCGCUGUGCGUUAGUGACUGUGAUAAAAUUUUUAGAGUGCCAAGUGAUCUGCAUCAGAAGCCCAUUUUCAUAGUCUGCACCGUCGCCGACCACUCAGGUGAAAUGCGAUUUUCCUAGAAAUCUGAUGCGUACCUGGACAAGCAUGCGCUGACUCAUCAGCUCUUGUGGUACUUCACUAAAUCAGCAUCCGCGGCUUUAGCUGCGCGGUCUUCUUUAUCGAACCUAUAAAACCUGAAUCACAGCCAACCCCAUAAAAAAUGAUCGAGAAACGAAAUUUAUAUCAAACACAGGAUUACGACGUGCCAUUCAGGCAUCCAAAGAAAUUACAUGCACGAGCCAUCUACGACAACAUCGCCGAUUCACCCGAGGAAUUGGCCUUCAAAAAGGGUGACAUACUAAAUGUGAUAGAACAGGACCCCGACGGAUUGAUUGGAUGGUGGCUGUGCACUCUACGAGGAAGACAGGGCCUAUGCCCCGGAAAUCGCCUACGAAUAAUCAACUCCUAUGACUCAGGCUGCUUCACACCAUCACCGUCAUCAUCGCCGAGCCCAUCGUUGGGGGCGUCGACAGCAUCAGUUUCAUCUGCAGACAUUUACGACACAUCGACACUACGAUCAGGAAAACGGAGGUCAUGGAGUAACUCUCAGAAGGUAAUCACCCCACAAAAAUGUGGUGAUGUAUACUUAUACGAUAUAUCAUCAUCAAGCCGCAGCAGUCCGUAUCAGAAUCUAAGCAUAAUGUCUGAUCCGGAAGCGUAUGACGUUCCCAGACCUGCAGUACAUAUACAGUCGAACUACGACUGUCCCAAACCACAUGUGAAAGAUACAAACCAUCGACAAGCACAACCGGAUGAUUCCUAUGACACCCCCCGACCGGCAACAUCACUUAGUCAACAGAACAUGACGCCUAGCAGCUCCAAUUCAUCCCUGAUGACCCCUGAUAACCUGAGCUUAUCAUCCUCCAAUCGAUCAUCUUUGGCCAAUAUGCCUGACUACGAUAUACCGCGUCGUAAUGCACCGCCAAUUCGAACGCCCACACCUCAGCAACCGAAUUCACUAAACAGUCAAUCUACCUAUGAUUUUCCACAACAGUCACAGAGGCUACUGCCCUCGAAUAAUGGACAAGACAAAAGUCUACCUCUUGUAACCAAGGAACUUCCAUUGGAGCUGGGCUCCGCUCUGGAGACCCUGGCGAAAUUACAAAACGAGGCAACCACAGCUGUAAUGAGGCUGCUCGCGUUCGUUAUACCAAAUUGGAGAAGUCGCGAAAAGUUGGAACCAGUUCUAAUGGACAUCAAAUUGUCCGCAGUACGACUAAAGACAGCACUUCAUGAUUUAGCAGAGUUUGGUGAAGGCACACUAGGGAAUGCAAGUCGUUCUGAAGAUAAAUCACUAGCGCAUAAACUUAAACCUCUAGUCAAAGCCUUACGAGAUGCAGACAAAUUGGUUCAUGAGGUGUCACAAACUUUGGAGGCUCAAGGCUGGACUUUGGAGAACCUUUCACGGAAAGAGCAAAAAUCAUGCUCUUCUCAACCUCCGGAUAGCUUAGACCAACUUAUAGCCUGUGCCCAAACACUAACAGAAGAUGUUCGCCUUUCUGCUUCAUUCAUCCAAGGGAACGCAACACUGCUUUUCAAACGGGUACCACAAACACCUACGAAUCCCCCAAGCAAUAAUAACAACAGUAGCGACGGAGAAUGGAUCGAAGACAACGAUUAUGUUAGCCUUGAGUCUAAAGACGCGGCCGCCAAAAAGAAUUCGGAGCUUCGUGAAGCCAUUCCACAAAAUCUGAAGAAGAAAUUCGAUAACGCAAUCAAGGCGGCUGAGGACACUGCCAUAAAUGCUGAUAAAAUAGAAUUGAACGCCAAUGAUAAAUUACUUAUAAAAUACUACGCAGUACAGAUAUCAACGCAUAUGGGCUAUCUUUUACAAGCAAUAGACUCAUUCUUAGAAACGGUAGAGAAAAAUCAACCACCGAAAUUCUUCAUCGCUUACGGAAAAUUCGUUGUUCUUAGUGCGCACAAUUUAGUCAGUAUUGGCGAUAUCAUUCACAGAAACAUUUCCCGCGAUGAUAUCAAAUCGCAAGUGCAAAAGUGCACCGAUGGACUAUCAGACGCCUUGAGGACGUGUGUUCAAAAAUCGAAAAAGGCCGCUCAGCACUUUCCCAGCGUGAAUGCUGUUCAAGAAAUGGUUGAUUCUGUGGUAGAUAUCUCACAUUUAGCGUCUGAUUUGAAAGUUGCAGUUCUUCAGUCGGUGCAGAUAUAAAAUAAUCGGCAAAUACACGCGAAAGCCUGUAGAGAAUCCAAGCCGAGUUUGAAGAUGCAUGGCGUCAGUACUUUGAUUUUCAGUAAUAUCUGUCAGGUUCCUUGACUAAGCACUUGAGUCAGUCUUAUGCGCUUCAACUCCAAUCGAUCCACUUGCAACUCUUCACAUAGGAAAUUAACAGUGACUUGAUUUUUUUAUUUAGAUAGUUAUCUAAAUAAGCCAUGGGUCAUUCACCCACUAGUGCAUCUAGGACUUUAACCCGGAACCGUUUGACAUAUUACUUCAGGUCAAGCUUAUUCAGUGCAGGAGCACAUCCCCAAGUGUCAGGUCUCAGCUACCCUGGCAUCUCUCAUAUUCAUCUUCCUCUUUUUCGCCUCAAGAAUGGCUUACGAAAAAGGUGUGACAUUCAUCAUCUACUGAAUACACCCGUGUCCGUUUAGCAGCUGGAUUAAGUAAUAGCCAAUCUCACCGUGCUUUCGAUUAAACCACGGCUGCAAGUCUUUGAUGGGAUGCACAGGCCAUCCACCACUCAAUUCUCUUUCCCAAUAUUGCUGCCAUGCGCAGAGAGUGUAGGCUCUUAAGCGAAAGUUUCCUCAUUUCUCUUGCCAUUUCUGCGGUAUGCAGAUCUCCGCUUAGUAUUAUGGAGUGCGAUCGGAGUAACUCCUGCUAUCACUAUUACUACUAUUACUUGGAGACGGCACCACAGGCGAAAAAGAUUCGUAAAGACACUAGUUUUUGUACUUGCGCUAGGCACUUGUGGUACAUCUCAUUACUGAGGAAAUCAGCUAUACUUGGAUAAGAGGCCUCCAACAUCAGCUGGCAAAUCGCAAAUAUUCUAACCGCAGCCUUGUCUGCGGUGUUGUGAAUCUGCUCGAACACACCCAUCUUAGUGUCAACCACGAUGCCAAGGUAUUUCACCCCCGACUUCGACAAAACCAUGGCUUCACCAACCUGAAUAGGGAGGACUGUGAGAACCGUUUUCUUUGUCAGGACAACGACUUCGAUAGAAAACUAUCGUGGAAGGCUUUCCAAAGGUCCGGACCAAAGGGCUUUGCAAUACAAUAAUACCCCUUUCAAAUUUGUAAUUCAAAUACUGGUUGGUAAAAAGGACCAUUUAAUCGAAUACUAGUUGCUUCCAAACACUCUUUCGCCGCUUUGUAAUACGAGUGCACACGUCCUCAUAAGGGAUGGAACGACAGUUAGCAAUAGUCAAACCAAGUUUCGUGAGUACAGGCUGAGCGUGAUUUCAACGUAAAUUUUAUAUGAACGUUAAAUGGCCUACAUUUUCAAGAAACCUAACCUAUAUGCAAACGGAUAACUCUAUCCAGAUCAAGAACAAGUUUGUUAUGAGUGUGUCUACAACACCCUCUGUGUCUAAAGAAAAUAAACAAGCCCUUAACAUACCCGCACCCACUGCUGACUUAGCGAAUUGGCAAUCCAGUCACAACAUCGCUACCGUAACAUAUUAAGCCAAAUUACGAGUAAUUCCUCAAGAAUCGAACGAAGUUGAUGUUAAACAUCAAAACUCGCGAAAUAAAUUGCUAACCUACUUACAAAUACAAACACAAGCACAAAACGAUAAAAGAAACAAACUUAAUUUAGAUAACAAUGAUCAAAUAUGUCGGAAGUACUUGCUGAAGACACCUAACAAAUACAACUAUAGACAUGUGUUUUAUAUCUCUACUGCAGCGUAGUAUUACGGAAACAAAAUUACUUUAAAAACUACGAAUAUUAACCUUAUCGAUAAGUAAUUUUUAUAUGUGAUAUUUUGUAUUAAAGGACAUCAAGAUGAAGAGGUUUGGUAUUCCCUUAUACGAAACCUACUGAUCUUGCGAUCCCUAUAGUUUAGUGUACAUAUGAGCAAGAGUGGGUCCUACGAAUAAUUAAGCUUAUGUAAUUUCAUUAUUUAACUGUAAGAAUUUGUUUGCAAUAGAUGUGAAUGCGUAGGAAUGGUAGUGAUAGAUGACGUGUAAUAUGCUUUGAAAAAUAGCUCGUUUUGCAAUUAUUCUUGGAAUAAUUGUGUCCCAAAAUUUUCCGAAGCAUGCUCACAAAAUGUUAUGAAUUGUUGGAUGUGAUGCCAUAGGAACAUCAGUUGAUUUUAUAAUCCUAAGCGAGAUGUAAUAAAUGUAAUGAUGGAAAAUCCA
Molecule: messenger RNA, 4958 nt
Organism: Hermetia illucens (black soldier fly)
Lineage: Eukaryota; Metazoa; Arthropoda; Insecta; Diptera; Stratiomyidae
Gene: p130CAS
Product: breast cancer anti-estrogen resistance protein 1
Exons: 5
Coding region: 808-2814 (668 amino acids)
Biological process (GO): cell migration; cell surface receptor protein tyrosine kinase signaling pathway
Cellular component (GO): plasma membrane; cytoplasm
Molecular function (GO): protein binding
Source: RefSeq, a predicted model, not a curated record